Amphibalanus amphitrite is the source of this 1804-nucleotide messenger RNA. RefSeq names its product zinc finger protein 622-like. The transcript is spliced from 7 exons. The record is from RefSeq and is a predicted model, not a curated record. Gene Ontology annotation, biological process: ribosomal large subunit biogenesis. NCBI's taxonomy places the organism in Eukaryota, Metazoa, Arthropoda, Thecostraca, Balanomorpha, Balanidae. Bases 253 to 1476 code for a protein of 407 amino acids. Gene Ontology annotation, molecular function: zinc ion binding; nucleic acid binding. Gene Ontology annotation, cellular component: preribosome, large subunit precursor.
GGGAAUAGGUAUUAGUAAUUAGAAUAUAAUAGUUUUGCUUUUUCAGGGUAGGCUGGCUAAGUAGGCAAAUUGGAUUACAGUAGUUAGUGAUUCUGUCGUGAUAAAUAUUUUGCCAGCUUGAAAAAUAUUGUCUUCAGUGCUGCUAUAUCGAUAUACCUUGCACGCAACGUGGUCAUGGUGGUUCAGGUUGUGGUGUCAAGAGGGCUAUGGUGAAACAGGUACUUAUUUGAUUGAUAGAAGUUGAAAUCUGUCAUGGCCAGUGCAGCUGCAUUCACAUGCAUCACCUGUCAUGUGGCCUUCUCUGAUGGAGAGAUACAGAGGGAACACUACAAAUCAGACUGGCAUCGCUACAAUCUCAAAAGAAAGGUGGCGGAGCUGCCGCACGUGACCGCCGAGCGGUUCCGGGAGCGGGUGCUGGCCCAGCAGGCGCUGCAGCCGGCGGCGCCGUCCGCUGCCGGGCCGCUCUACUGCCAGCCCUGCCGCAAACCGUUCAAAACCGACGCCCAGCACCGCAACCACCUCCAGUCCAAGAAGCACCAGGACCAACAGCGCGCCUGGGACGCGGACGCCGAGGCACGCCAGCAGCGCCUGAUCGUCGCUGAGCAGAACCGCAAGAACCUCGAGCUCUCUGGCCAGUCGGAGAAGGAAGCGGGAGGGUCCUGGUCGCCGCGACGGCCCCAGCGCAAAGGCAUUGCGCCGCCGCCGGAGCCGGACUCGGAGUCGGACUCGGACGAUGACCUGUCGGUGGAAGAGGUCGACUCGGACGAGUGGGAGGAGUGGGACGAGGGCGAGGGCAUCCCGCCCUCCUCGUGUCUCUUCUGCCCGCACGCCUCCGCCGACCUGGCCGCCAACCUGCGCCACAUGACACAGGCGCACUCGUUCUUUGUGCCGGACGCUGAGUUUGUGACGGACAUGGAGGGACUGGUCACCUACCUCGGGCAGAAGGUCGGGGAGGGAUUCGUCUGUCUCUGGUGCAACGAGCGGGGCAAACACUUCACCUCCGUCGACGCCGUGCAGAAACACAUGCGCGACAAGGGCCACACGAAGAUGCUGCACGAGGGCGAGGUCCUGGCCGAGUACGCUGACUACUACGACUACAGCACCUCCUACCCGGACGGCGCAGAUGCUGACUCUGAGCCGCUGGAGCCCGAGCAGCUGAACAUGCACGCCGACGGCUUUCAGCUGGUGCUGCCGUCCGGGGCCACCGUCGGACACCGGGCGCUGGUCAGAUACUACAGGCAGCACCUGAAGCCGGAGAAGGCUGUGGCGCUGAGGAAGACCGGCGCUGCCACCACCGCCAGGGACGUGCUCCACCAGUACAGAUUGAUGGGGUGGACCGGAUCCAGCAAGGAACAACUCAAAAAGACGGCCCGCGACAUGAUGGCACUGAGGAGGCACCAGCAGCGCAGCGACAUGCGGCUGGGCGUCAAGGCCAACCGACUGCAGAAGCACUACAGAGAACAGAAUCCCAUGUAGGCUCAGUAUCUCAGCGGCCGGUCGGGCCGGGAGGACUUCAUCGCUUUGGGACCGUGUGCAUCCAGAGUAUAUGCCGCUCAUGUUGUGAGUCAAGAACGUGGGUGUUGUUGGUUUGUACGUGGUCAUUAUACGACUAUUUUUGUGCGUUGAUGGGUGUAUGUACGUGCUGUGGUCGUAUGGACGUUGGUCCAAGUGAAAGUGUUCCCCGAUUUCGAUAACAUUUUUGCACUAAGAAUGCCGAAUAUGUUCACGAUCCUGACUUCGUAUACGGCCUCUGGCAACCAAACUGCGGUGCCAGGAAGAGCAACAAUACACAGAUUGAUCAUGA